AUUUACUUGGCAAAAAAAGAAGAAUAAUAAUUUAAUGAAUUUUAAUUUUGUAAAUUUGUAUGUGGAAGAAUGCUGGCCAGUCAAGAACGUCCACAUCCAGAAGAUGGAAGUAGCGGAGAUGAGGAUGCUUAGAUAGAUGUGUGGCCAUACUAGGAGAGAUAUGAUUAGGAACGAAGUUAUACGGGACAAGGUCGGAGUGGCCUCUGAAGAGGACAAGACGAGGGAUGUGAGACUGAGAUGGUUCGGGCAUGGGCAUGUGAAGAGGAGGCGUGAGAGAUUGGCAGUAGCAGGAGUUAGGAGAGGUAGAGGUAGUCUAAAUAAGAACUGGGGGAGGUGAUUAGACAAGACAUGGCACAGCUUCAGCUGACUGAGAACAUGACCUUAGAUAGGAAGAUUUGGAGGUCGAGAAUUAGGGUAGAAGAUUAGUGGGUAGUUGAGUUUUUGUCGCUAUGUGUAGGAGAGGUAGGGGACUAGCCUCUUCAUCUCAUCUUCUCCUUUUCUUAGUAGUAUUAUUUAGGUAUCGCGUAGAUCCCUACUCUUUUUGAGCCGAGGGUCUAACGGAAACAACCUCUCUACCCACAAAGGUAGAGGUAAGGUCUGCGUACAUCCUACAACCCCACUUUGUGGGAUUACAUUGGGUAUGUUGUUGUUGUUUAGAUUCAUGAAAAUUGCGUAAAGAGAGAAUAUUGUCAAACAUUUUAGGAUGUUCUAAAGUGGGUAGAUUGUCAUAUAAAAUUGGAUAGAGGGUGCAAUUUUCAUUGUAUCAGUAAUGCAGUACAAAGUGUUUGUGGGAAUAAUCAUUAUUGAGUAUUAAUUUUGCAGGUGGUUAAUGGAUUUGCAUUUAUCCAAAAUAGAGCAAAAGAAGAUGGAAAGACUCAAACCUCCCGGUGAUAUGAGUUUACCUGAAUCAUUGCUUAGAGAAGAUGAUUUACAUUAUGCGAACAUUCAAACUUCUGUUGCAAAGGCAUUUGGAGUGCAUAAGGGUGAAAGGACAUAUCAUGGUGCGCCAGCCACGUUGCUCUCCAAUUCAGCUGAGAAUUUGAGAGGCACUUCUUCCAUGCUUGAUAAGAUGAACAACAAGGGGCUAUGCUAUAUUGCAGAGACUGUAACUGACGGCUCAAUUACUUUUGAGAAAACCAAUUGGCAAAUGAGAAGGAUAAUCAAGCAAUUUCUUCCCAAAAUUCUCCAUAAGCAUGAUGGUUCCAGUCAAACUCGAAUUAAGCAAAUUUCUCAACUCCUCAAAAAUCCUCAAAACUUCCGUGCUAAUCACGGGGCUUCUUGUUUUACCUCAGAAUCCUUUCGCAGUGCUGCUAUUUAUGUUCUGGAUAGACUCAAAAAGCUGUGUCCUCGAACUGUGGCUAAAAUGCAUAAGAAUCUGAGGGAUGUCACAGAUUACGUCCCUAAGACGCAAUCUGAAAUAAAAGAUAGGAAACGUUUAGUUAAAAAAAAUCAGGGGAAUAUCAUUGAAAAUGUUAUCAGACUAUGAAGAAGGGGAUGAGCCACCAGAGCCCCUGGCGAAGGCUUUGUCCGUAGCAGCCUUAAUGCUAAAACCAGAACUUGAUUAUUGUCCCUCUCAAAUGUUUUUCCAAAAACUUUCUAUAGAUGUAGAAGCAUUGCAGAAUGAUAUAGCAAAAGCAAUCAGGAUUCUAAGUGAUAAAAAUAAAGUAAGUUUCGCAGAGCUGAGAAAGUUGCCUCUUGUGCUGGAUUCUUAUGAUCAAGCUGUCAUAGAUAGUGUUCGUUUGCGUGUGAAUGUGAAGAAACUGUUGACUGAAUAUCUUCUCGAGUGCAGCGACUUGCAGUCUAUCCCUGAAAAUUUACUAGAAAGUCUAGCUAUUAUUAACAAAACAUCUAGGCAUGCAUCUCGGAAAACUUACUCAAACAAGGAGGUAGAAGAAGAAGUAGAAUGUGUGCUGACUAUUAGUGCUCAGAUAAAACAAGUUGUUUGGGAUUUACUCACUCAAUGUGAUGUCAGUGAAGAUUUUGCAAAUGCUUACAUGGAGAAUGUAGAGGAAAGUUAUUAUGAAGGUGGUGAUGAAGAUGAGCAUCUUUCUGAUCUUCCUCAAAAUUGCAGGUCUGAUCCUAAUGUCUCAUACAGCCAAGCAGAAAGUGUCGGCAAUAUAAACCAAAGCAAUUCCCACUCACCAAUCACUGCUGUUCGAGAUGAUGGUUUAUCCUCUCUGCUUUCACCGAAACUCAAGUCGAGCGUCAAACUUGAGUCAAUGUAUAUGGAUGAUACUGAUUCAGUUCAUUCCCAUUGGUUUAGCAAUUCCUCAUCAUUCUUAGAAUCAAAAGCUUCUGAAGACGCAAAGAGUAUGAGUGGUAUAGAUUACCAUUUAAGAAACAUAGGCCAACAGGAAGGAAGGGAUUCAUGCCCAUCUAUGUCAACUAGAGAUCAAAAUAGAUUUUCUACAUAUUUCUCACCUAAUAAAAGAUCAGGCAGGAAUGAUACGGAGGAAAAAGGAACUGCAGGGGACUUGGGAUGCAGACCACCAAAAUUUACAUCGGCCGAGUGUUCAGAAGAAAAAGAUGUAUCGCUUCACAGACAAAACUCGAGUAAAAAUCAGUAUCUUCUUGUCCAGGAAGGUUCUGAUGAGACAAGUAUGGUUGCUUAUAGUCUUGUCGGCUGUAUGCUAAAUAAGUUUGCUGAGUUGGAUGGGUUACAGUUAAAUGAGGAUGAUGUAUCAUAUCUCCAAGGCAAUAUUUCAAAUCCCAAAAAUGAAGUUCUCAAGGACAGGCGAAGCUCUUGUGAUGAGACCACUAAUUCCAUUGUGAUCCAUGUUCUUGAAGAGAUAAUUCCUUCAUUUUCAAACAGAGCCACUGAAGGAGUUGUUGGGCGUGAAGUAGCUUCCGAAGCCUCAAGGCACUCAUUGGAGCAUAGCUCUAAGGUCUCAACUACAUAGAAGCCUUGCUAGAUUUAGUCGGGGAUGAUAUCUAGCAAGGACCAUGAUUUCAUUGUCAUUGGAAAGAGAUUCACUUCAUGUGUGUUAUGCUUACAUGUAAGUAUAGGUUUGA
Lycium ferocissimum is the source of this 3012-nucleotide messenger RNA. RefSeq lists its product as uncharacterized. The transcript is spliced from 5 exons. Bases 1470 to 2900 code for a protein of 476 amino acids. Lineage: Eukaryota; Viridiplantae; Streptophyta; Magnoliopsida; Solanales; Solanaceae. The record is from RefSeq and is a predicted model, not a curated record.